GGCCUGCCUCUGAUUUUUAUUUAGACAUUAAUUAGACCUAUUGAAGUGCUGUGCUCAUUUACUGGCGCAAAAAUGAUUUUGGCAAUCAUAACUUUCCUAGUGAUGUUUAUUACAGGUUCACACACCGGUGAGUAUCAGGCUUGUCCUUGAUAUUUUCCAAGGUAGGCAGCUGUUAUUGUUAUUUCUGCUCACAUUCUGUUUGAGUGUGUAUUAUGUCAUGGAGGGUAAGAAUGCUUUACAAUUGAUAUCCUCCUUUUUUUACUAUUUCAGAGGACUUCUGUUAUGAUGAGGGUCAUUGUGGUAAGUGUCAAUGUUUAUUCAAUGUAUCAUAAGUAGAGACAAUGUACUUUUAAAUGUUGCUUUUUCUCAAAUUAUUUAGGUUGAUUUUAAAUUGAUAUUGUAAUAAAAAUAUAGUACUGUUCUUAUCGUGUUAACUCUAUGGUGACUGUGACUGUAGACUAGUUCACACUUUGAAUGUCAUCAGCAUGCAUUAUUGUGUCCUCCUCAGAUCCAUAUGCAUGGGGAGACACGUUCCCAUCCUGCCACCCAAUACUUGAAGAGCAUCACUCUCCAAUCAACCUGGAUCAUCAUAUGACCAGAAAUGAGUCAUUGGAGGCUUUACAUCUGGAUGGUUUUCAUACUGUUCAUACAGGACACUGGAAACUGAAAAACAAUGGGCACUCUGGUGAGUAGCCCAUAUCAUUACCAUAUAAAUAGAUUUGUGAGGAGGUGUAUCUACUGAGUAGUUAUUUUCUACUUAGAGACUUUAGCCUUCGUGUCCCGUUUCUUAUUUAAUCACAGGACAACUCUGUGUGUGCUUGUGAGAAUGUAUGGGUGAAUGGGUUGUGCAUUUUGUGUAUACGUUUAGAAGUGGUCUGUGUGUUUUGUAUGCAGUUGUGUUGGAGGUUGGGAAUGGGAUGUCUGUGAGUGGUGGAGGUCUUCCAGGGACGUACCACACAAUCCAGCUCCACUUUCACUGGGGAAGCCUCAACACUAACGGCUCAGAGCACACUGUGGACAGGCACAGGUAUCCUAUGGAGGUGGGUGAUGGGCGCCUCUACAUCCAGUCAACGUUACACUGAAGGGUGGAUAUCUUUGGUGAACAAAAUAUAAAACUAGGAUGCAGGCACUGACUGCUGCUAUUUCUUUAAUUGACAGUGCAUUUUCUUUUGCAGAUGCACAUAGUCAACAUGAAGUCGAGUCACCCCAAUUUGACAUCUGCCUUGGAUGACCCAACUGGCCUUGCAGUUCUUGGAUUCUUUAUUGAUGUAAACUAUAUUUAAAUACUUUAUGUUGUUCAUUUUGGAGCAUAUUUAUAAAAUGAUCCGUUUAUUUGGUCAUGAUGAAGUCAUAUAUUCUAAACCUCUAACUUCUUCUUGCAGCUUAAUUACAUUGAAAAUGUACACUUUGGACGCAUAUCACGACUACUUCCCUCCGUUGCCUACAAAGGUCGGUAGAAACAUUAGUGCUCUAAUGUAUACCGAACAAAAAUAUAAACGCAACAUGUAAAGUGUUGGUCCCAUGUUUCCUGAGCUGAAAUAAAAGGUCCCAGAAAUGUUCCAUAAACACAAGAACCUUAUUUCUGUCCAAUUUUGUGCACAAAUUUGUUGACAUCCCUGUUAGUGAGCAUUUCUCUUUUGCCAAGAUAAUCCAUCCACCUAACAGGUGUAGCAUAUCAAGUAGCUGAUUAAACAGCACAAUCAUUACACAGGUGCACCUUGUGCUGGGGACAAAAAAGGCAGCUCUAAAAUGUGCAGUUUUGUCACACAACGCAAUGCCACAGAUGUCUCAAGUUUUGAGGGAAUGUGCAAUUGGCAUGCUGACUGCAGGAAUGUCCACCAGAGCUGUUGCCAGAGAAUUGAAUGUUCAUUUCUCUACCAUAAGCCGCCUCCAAUGUCGUUUUCGAGAAUUUGGCAGUACGACCAACCGGCCUCACAUCGGCAGACCACGUGUAACCACGCCAGCCCAGGACCUCCACAUCCGGCUUCUUCACCUGCGGGAUCGUCUGAGACCAGUCAGCCGGACAGCUGAUGAAACUGAGGAGUAAUUCUGUCCCCUUUUUGUGGUGAAAAACUCAUUCUGAUUGGCUGGGCCUGGCUCCUCAGUGGGUGGGCCUGGCUCCCAAGAGGGUGGGCCUAUGUCCAGUCAUGUGAAAUCCAUAGAUUAGGGCCUAGUGACUGAUUUCCUUAUAUGAACUGUAACUCAGUAAAAUCGUUGACAUUUUUGCAUGUUGCGUUUAUAUUUUUGUACAGUAUAGAUAUAGUGUGGUGACUGUGAACAUGAUUCAGUCCUGUGUAGGGUUUAAUAAACGUUUAAUAAAGGUCUUUCUCCCUCUCCUCUAGGUCAAACGGCGACAGUCAAGCCAUUCCCAUUGAUCGGCCUUCUGCCUGAGAGCCAUUUGUCCCAGUACUACCGCUACCAUGGUAGCCUCACCACUCCACCUUGUUCUCAAGCCGUUCUAUGGACCAUGUAUGAAGUCCCCAUCUAUAUCUCAUGGUCACAGGUAAGCAAGCACUACUGAAAGGAAGGACAGUAAUGGAAUGGGUUUAAUCUCAAAUCAAAUCAAAUUGUAUUUUUCACAUGCUUCGUGAACAACAGGUGUAGACUAACAGUGAAAUGCUUGCUUACGGGCCCUUCCCAACAAUGCAGAGAAAAAAAAGAGAAAUAGUAGAAAAAUAUACAAAUUAUAACACAAGGAAUAAAUAGAAAAAUAAUAACACAAGGAAUAAAUACACAUUGAGUAACGAUAACUUGGCUAUAUAUACGGGGUACCAGUACUGCAUCGAUGUGCAGGGGUACGAGGUAAUUGAGGUAGAUAUGUACAUAUAGGUAGGGAUAAAGUGACUAGGAAACUGGAUAGAUAAUAAACAGUAACAGCAGUGUUUGUAAUGAGUCAAAAAGAGUUAGUGCAAAAAGGGUCAAUGCAGAUAUUCCAACCGGCCUAUUGGUUAACUAUUUAACUAACUAUUUAGCAAUCUUAUAGCUUGGUGGAUGUCCUGUUGGUUCCAGACUUGGUGCUCCGGUACCGCUUGCCGUGCGGUAGCAGAGAGAACAGUCUAUGACUUGGGUGGCUGGAGUCUUUGACAAUUUAUAGGGACUUUUUCUGACAUUGCCUGGUAUAGAGGACCUGGAUGGCAGGGAGCUCGGCCCCAGCAAUGUACUGUGCCGUACGCACUACCCUCUGUAGCGCCUUGUGGUCGGAUGCGUGGCGGAUGUGUUGUUGCCUACCCUCACCACCGGGGUGCGGCCCGUCAGGAAGUCCAGGAUCCAGUUGCAGAGGGAGGUGUUUAAUCCUAGGGUCAGUUUAGUGAUGAAAUUGGAGGGCACAAUGGUGUUGAAUGCUGAGCUGUACUGUAUGUAGUCAAUGAACAGCAUUCUCACAUAGGUGUUCUUUUUGUCAAGGUGGGAAAGGGCAGUGUGAAGUGCAAUAGAGAUUGCAUCCUGGUAAUCCGUCUGGCCUUGUGAAUGUUAACCUGUUUAAAGGUCUUACUCACAUCGGCUACGGAGAGCGAGAUCAGUCGUCCGGAACAGCUGGUGCUCUCAUGCAUAAUUCAGUGUUGCUAGCCUCAAAGCGCAUAGAAGGUAUUUAGCUCGUCUGGUAGGCUCGCGUCACUGGACAGCUCGCGGCCAAGUUUCCCUUUAUAAUCCGUGAUAGUUUGCAAGCCCUGCCACAUCCGACGAACAUCAGAGCCGGUAUAGUAUGGUUAGAUCUUGGUCCUGUAUUGAAGUUUUGCCUGUUUGAUGGUUUGUCUGAGGGUGUAGCGCGAUUUCUUGUAAUUGUCCGGAUUAGUGUCCCGCUCCUUGAAAGUGGCAGCUCUAGCCUUUAGCUCAGUGCGGAUGUUGCCUGUAAUCCAUGGCUUCUGGUUGGGAUAUGUACGUACGGUCACUGUGGGGACGACGUCGUUGAUGCACUUAUUAAUGAAGCCGGUGACUGAUGUGGUAAACUCCUUAAUGCCAUCGGAUGAAUUCCGGGACAUAUUCCAGUCUGUGCUAGCGAAAAAGUCCUGAAUCUAUUUUCAAGUUCAAGUGCUUUCACCAUAGCCUGGUGGAACCAACCUGAUUGCUGUGUUCACCAUUCUAUUAAAUAGAAUGGUGAACGUAGUGAUCAGGCUGGUUCCACCAGGAUACUGUCACCAUGGAACAACCCUGGGCGAACAGCUAUACUAGGAUUCUUACUAGUGAUGAAAAACAAUACCAUGAAUGAUCUGAUGAAUCUGAUGAAUGAUCAUGCUUAAUUACAUCACAGUUGAUAAAUAACCACCCCAUAAAUGUGUUUUUUCUUCCCUAGUUUGAACAGUUUGCCACUGGGAUUUUCGGCACAGAGGAGGAUGAAAAACUUGUCGCACAUCUCCAUGACAACUUCCGACACAUCCAUCCCACCUUCAGUCGCAGCAUCUACGCCUCCAAAAAUGCCAAGCUGAUUACAGCGACGGCCAGUUACCUCUAUAGCCCAGCACUCUCAAUACUUCUCCUUCAACUGACUUCAACUGUUGGGCUCAUCUACGGGCUCUAGCUCUUUGCGCAGGGCUGUUUUGUUGAUGCUAGCUUCACACUCUCUACUUGAGACAGCAUCAAGGCCAAGAAACCAAUGCCGUAGAAUAUAUAUAUAUUUUUUACAGAGGAUACAUAAAAUACUGUGAAAAAUAAGUGUACUGUUUACGGUGAUUGACCACUGUAUGUUUUCAUCACAUUACUGUCAUUGCAUUCAAUUAGAAAUGGUUUAAUGUUUCAUUACAUGUUUAACAGUUCAAUUCAUAACAUUGUGUAG
This is a messenger RNA of Coregonus sp. 'balchen', 4768 nucleotides long. Lineage: Eukaryota; Metazoa; Chordata; Actinopteri; Salmoniformes; Salmonidae. The record is from the annotation of a GenBank genome assembly.